CCCGCACAGAGCAAGCUCGCGUUUGUAAAUGGGCUAGGGAGAAGGUCCUCGGUAGUGGCUACAUCUGCUUUAUUAACAUGUAGCUUAUCAUAUUCUACCAUCUUCUACUGCUCCAUAUACUGCACCGCGGCCGCAUCCCACCAGGCUAUCUCACCAAGCUACUUCGAAAUUUCACAAUGGCCAACAAAAAGAUUCUAGUUGGGAUUGAUUAUGGGACCACGACUACGCGUGUCACAUACGCCAUUUGGGACCCCAGAGAUCCCUGGUGUAGAGAUGUCAGACUGCUUGACAUUGCGGGCCCCGGUGGUAUCCCGUCGACAAUCGAUAAUGGACAGGGAGGGUCCUGCACCUGGACCAAAAUUCUCCUAGAUGCAAACUAUCGACACCCAGGCUACCAGAGCCGUGUCUUACGCGAGUUACAAGGCUCGGGGUAUCUAAGUGUCCCAGAUCCACAUUCAUGUCAAACUGUCAUUAUAGAAUUCCUGAGAGUCUUGCUCAACAAAAUUAAGCUAUUUCUACGAAACGUGACCGACUUUGACCGAUUGUCAGUUACUGGUUCUCUAUCCCCGACUGCUGGUUAUACUGGUAGGCCGCAAGACAACGUUUAUUUCUUGUCUGAAGGUGAAGCUGCAGCGGUGGCUGUUCAGCACCGGAUAUCAGAUGACAAGCUACAACCUGGCACUCCGUUCCUCGUCGUGGACUGCGGCGGGGGCACGACAGACGUGACCACACUCGAAAUUACAGAUGCCACUGGUGUUGCUCGCAGUUUUACCAAUUUGGGUACUACCGUCGGACUCCACGCCGGCGGAACACAGGUCGAUUGUGAGUUCGUACUCGUGCUGGAAAACGAACUCAAUGCGGUACCCGAAAGAAUGUGGGAUUUGGCAACUUUGCGUGGAAUAAUGGGACAGAUUGAGCGCCUGAAGUUUCAUUUUUUGGGGCGUCAAUCUGGCACUCUCCAUCUCCCCAAACGACCACAGCUCUUGGAUGCUGCGACUAUGGAGAGAACUGUGGAUAAAGUAGUCGGUCGAAUUUCAUUGCGUGUUGUGGAUACUGCCUGUCAAGAUCCCAGGAUUAAGACAGUCAUUCUUGUUGGAGGGUUUGGACAAUGCCCGCGUCUUCAAAACAAGCUCAGAUGGGACCUGCAAGAGGUAGGCCGUUCGUUGAUUGUGAUGCAACCGUACCAGCAUCAACUCGUCUCUCACGGGGCAACCCUCUUUGGCCUCGAAUUAGCACAUCGGCGAAGCGGACUGUCUCUCAAAAACUACGGCGUGGUGUCCGUGGUGUCCCCUGGUUAUGGAAACACUGGAGAAGCCUCGCGGGUGCCCUUCUGGGUCAUACGAACGAACGACAGGUUCCAGGAACCCGGCCAAGGAUGGCUUGACGUCCUACUUCUUUAUGACGGCCACGGCACCACCGUUAAGACUAUUCCAUUGAUCGAAAACAAUUCUGGCAUAGCUCCAAACAGGAUAGACGAUAGCGUCCGCGAGGUUCAUAGUAUUUGCUGCAACUUGGAAAAUAUUUCUCUACAGAACUCGACAGUCCCACGCCAACCUCUUCCUGGUGCAGGAGGAACUGUAUUCCUUCUCACGGCUACAGUUCACUGGCAAUUCAUAAACAAUCCCUCAAGAAUCAAAUUCACCGCUGCUAUCCUUGGCGUAUGCGUUGGGGAGAAGGAGAUACAUAUCAACUAUUGAUCUUACGGCGAUCCUCCAACGUUGUUCCAUCGACCAUUAGCCUGCCGCUGCUAUCUUUGAUCUUCCUUGGUUUCUUGGUCCUGUCGUUGGAUUUAUUUUGUGGCUGAUGCAUCAUUGUUUUCUAUUAUUGUCGCUCCUUACAUUCAUUUUCUUUAAUCACUACUCGUUUGCGAUAGUACAUGGCCCGUCUCGUUCUGCACAACUCGGAUAUUAUAUCUCAUGACAUUACUAGCAAGGGCGCAGAAAUAGAUUGCGAGUCAAUCAUCUCAUUUGGACGGGCAGAAUGGUUGGAUGGCCUCAGCCAGAGACGCAGAAAUUCGCCUGGUAGUAGUCGUUGAGGAGCUGCAAUCAAUCUAGUAAAUCGCCAAAUCGCGG
Messenger RNA from Aspergillus versicolor CBS 583.65, 2072 nucleotides. Its product is annotated as Hsp70 family protein. The coding region runs from base 177 to 1697 and encodes 506 amino acids. Lineage: Eukaryota; Fungi; Ascomycota; Eurotiomycetes; Eurotiales; Aspergillaceae. The transcript has 11 exons. The record is from RefSeq and is a predicted model, not a curated record.